Messenger RNA from Ictalurus punctatus (channel catfish), 3651 nucleotides. RefSeq names its product fidgetin-like protein 2. The coding region runs from base 131 to 946 and encodes 271 amino acids. Lineage: Eukaryota; Metazoa; Chordata; Actinopteri; Siluriformes; Ictaluridae. The transcript has 2 exons. The record is from RefSeq and is a predicted model, not a curated record.
GCAGGGCUGUGGAUGUGUGGAUGGUGUCACUGAGAGGGUGAAUGAGCUGCAGAAGGAAGAGGACGGCGUGGAACUGAACAUUUUGCUAUGUUAGUGUGGAGACGCCUGGAAAUGAGAAGAUGUGGUAAAGAUGCACUGGUCGUCUGAGUGGGCAGAGCAACACUAUGACAUCACUUCCACCACGUCACCUCCUGCCCACCCUAAGCCUGUUUCAUAUCCGCAGCCCAGUCAUCCAGCUUUCACCGGAUAUUCUGACGAUAUCAGCGCCCUCAGCGCCUCCACCUUGCUGAAGCGCUAUGCUGAGAGGUAUUCCUUCACUCCGGUUUACCCGGAGCCCGGCGCAUUCCGAAGAAGUGAACCCGGCCAGGAUGCCUGGUCUAUGGGCUAUAACGCAGAUGGGAUCGAUGGAAUAAAAGGUUCUGUAGCGAGUGCAAGUAACCUUUCAGAGCAAUUCGGUAAUGGGGCCAUAUCUCAAGAUUAUACCUCCACCUACAGCGGGUCGCACUUGUACCCUCGACCCACUUACUUGCACCAGCCAGCUUUUGCCUUACCGCCAACCUACCAGACUCCUGCCCCAGUCUAUACCUAUCCCCCGGGUUUAACCAACCCUAGUUCUCCUUCCCUUCUACCACCUCUGAGCAGUGGCCUCCAACCCACCCACAGCACCCAGGUUCUGAAACGGUCCGAGCAGUUCCAGGAACAUAACAAGACUUUUGGAUUCGAUCUAAACAAAAGCACCAGAGUGUCACCUUAUACGGCAAGAGAUAACAGUGAGCAUCCCAUCAGCAAUGGCAUCCCAAAUAGCAGUGCAGAUCUUCAGAGCUUCAGGCCAGACAGGAUUCUCCCACAGCCAGUUAUGAAGGUAGACCUGGUAAGGAAGAGCAGUUAUUUACAGCCCUCAGAAACAGCGUCUUAUAAUGGUGCUGAGCAAUACACCUACCCCUAAUACACUUACCCUUGAUACACCUACCCCCGAUACACCUACCCCCGAUACACUUACCCCUGAUACACCUACCCUUUAUACACCUACCCCCGAUACACUUACCCUUGAUACACCUACCCCCGAUACACCUACCCCCGAUACACCUACCCCUAAUACACUUACCCUUGAUACACCUACCCCCGAUACACCUACCCCCGAUACACCUACCCCCGAUACACCUACCCCCGAUACACUUACCCCUGAUACACCUACCCUUUAUACACCUACCCCCGAUACACUUACCCUUGAUACACCUACCCCCGAUACACCUACCCCCGAUACACCUACCCCUAAUACACUUACCCUUGAUACACCUACCCCCGAUACACCUACCCCCGAUACACCUACCCCCGAUACACCUACCCCCGAUACACUUACCCCUGAUACACCUACCCUUUAUACACCUACCCCGAUACACCUACCUUUGAUACACCUACCCCUGAUACACCUACCCCUGAGAUGGCCCAAAAUAUGCAACGUAGUGGAGCGUUCGUAGAGCUUUGGUUUUAUCUGCAGAUCUUCACUCUCCAUUUGAACCUGAAUGAUGACAAAUGUUAGUUUUUAAAUUAGAUUUUAUUUUGAUGUUGGGAAUUUGUAAGGAAUUCAUGCUACAUAUUAUAUCACAUUUUAUGAUUCCCAGAUUACUACUACAAAUUGGUGUAUCAUAAUCACAAUCUUUUUCCAUAGCAGGAAUCUUCUUUUUUUUCUUUUUUUUUUUUUUAAAAAAAAAGGAAUUUUAGUCUUGUUUCAGCACAGUAACAUUUUCAGGAUUUAUUACUAGUGGAACCUGUUUCUAGAUCUAGGUCUGUCAUAAUAUCAAUAUAGUUUCUCACAAAUAUAUUGAUAUUCACAAACUGGCCCAAGCCCCAGACAGAGUCCCUAGUUGUCCCACUGUAAUGGUGACGUUGGUUUUAGGAGCCAUUUAAGUUCCUGUUUGGCGUACUGAACAUUGCUUCUAGGUCAUACACAAGCCAGAAUCUAUAGGCACAUUUCUGUCUCAGGAAUCUUUUCAGGAACUCAGGAAUUUUAAACGCAUUUCUACCACCACAAUGUAGAAAGGUUAAAAGGAACUUGUUUACUUUAGGAACAUUUCCACCGCAGGAACUUUUUUUAAAGAAUAUAGUUAUUAUUUAGGAAUAUGUGGUGCAUUAUCACCAGGGCAACCAGGGCCGAUUUGAGCCCUGGGCCGAGUCUUCCAUAGAAACAAUUGGCAUUGGCAUAGUGAACAUUACUGAUAGUUGCUCAACCUUCUUGUAUUUAGCUAGCAACUACAAAGACUUGAAGGGUGCAAACACGGCUAGUGAUUUUAACGUCACUUGAUGCAACAAAGACAGAACUAUUCAAGAAGAACUUCAGUCUCAGAAUCUCAGCUUCCUGCAUGUUUGCUGUGAUUUUGCCAGGCACUGAAGCGUUACACACCUACAUCUUGUUAUUCUCCCAUAUCAUGAACCCAAAACAAGAACCCAUCCAGGAGAUUUCUGAAUCUCAGAAGGUUCCUAAACCAUGGUGGAAACACAGCCUAUAUCCGUAGAGCCCUACAUUUCCUUUUCCUCAGACCGACUAUUGUUCUCUAACCCCCGCUCUGUAAGUAAUCAAUCAGUGCAGUGAAGCAUAAGCCACAGCAAGCACUAAUCCCCGAACCAAUCAAUAAAUUCUAGUCACACGUAAGGUGAAGACAGAAUGUUAAGGAGGGGAAGAAACCUGAUUAGACAUUUUAAAGAUGAAGUAAAUAGUCAGGUAUUUAUACUCAGGAAAAUACUCAGGAAAUUAACCCAUAAAAGUUUACAAGGCUUUCUUUUUUUUUUUUGUUUUAAAUAUGUGAUGUUUUAAUGGACACUACUUAUGUAUUCUAGACACAAACUCGCACAAAGAAUUAUGAGAAAUAUGCAGUUAGUGAAUCAGAAUGAGAGGAUACUCUGCAAAUCGUGAAUUAUCUCAGGAAUGACAGAAAAAAACAAACUAGAGGAAUGAAAAUGUCUUCUUUUUUUGUUCAUUAAUGGUAAAAAAAAAACAAAAACGUUGUUCAUGCUCAGCUGUACAUCAUUAACACUUAGCUCAUUCAGCUAGUCUAAGAGCUAACAUAUCUGUCCUUCGAUUAUGUUUACAGUGAACACUUUACCAUUCAUUAAUUGGUCAUUUUUGGUAUUGAAUCAGAUGCACUGUUACUUAUAGAUCAUAACUGUUAUUAAUAUUGAAUUGUUCAGUGAAUUUGAUCGUGUUAAUCAUCUCACAAAAUGUUUUGUAUUACACAAAAUAGCAGAAAGAUACGAAACGUUUUCCUCUUUCUGCGGUUCCAUUUUUUAUUCCUCAGGAACACAAUGUCUUUGUGAUGUUUGAAGACACAUUAACUUACAUCUUUAUAUCAAUUUUUAUCAAAAAUUAGAUUUAAUUAGAUUUACAAACGGGUCAUAAAUGCUGUACGUGUGCUAAUUCUUAAGUUUGAAAUAAUACUUCUUAAGUUUGUGUGGUUGUAGUUUAAUAGUUGUAAAAAAAAAAUAAAAAAAAAACACUACCUCAUGUGCUUGUAUGUUAAUUUUUUUUAUUUUUCUUUUUUAAAUAUAAGGUGUCAUUACAAAUGGAUUUUUGUGUAUUUUUAAUUCUGAAAACGACUACUUCAGGCACCAUUCAUGCAAAAUAAAAUCUGUACUGAAAACAAUUCACGUGUAGCU